This is a messenger RNA of Piliocolobus tephrosceles (Ugandan red Colobus), 663 nucleotides long. RefSeq names its product V-set and transmembrane domain containing 5 (gene VSTM5). The transcript has 4 exons. NCBI's taxonomy places the organism in Eukaryota, Metazoa, Chordata, Mammalia, Primates, Cercopithecidae. Gene Ontology annotation, biological process: positive regulation of excitatory synapse assembly; filopodium assembly. Bases 1 to 663 code for a protein of 220 amino acids. The record is from RefSeq and is a predicted model, not a curated record. Gene Ontology annotation, cellular component: dendrite; plasma membrane; axon.
AUGCGUCCAGCUGGUCAAGGGAGCAUACUAGCCUUUCUGUCUGCCGAGGCACACCCUCGGGCAGCUGAGGCCCAUGCCAUGCUGACCCCAGAGAAGCCCUGCUGCAGAGAAUCCUCAGCUGACGGCGCCCAUGCCAAUUCCAGUGCUGUGUGUCAGGGCGUGUCCCUGUACAUUCCUCAGGCCACCAUCAAUGCCACCGUCAAAGAAGACAUCCUGCUCUCAGUUGAGUAUUCCUGUCACGGAGUGCCCACCAUCGAAUGGACAUAUUCGUCCAACUGGGGAACGCAAAAGAUCGUGGAGUGGAAACCAGGGACUCAGGCCAACAUCUCCCAAAGCCACAAGGACAGAGUCUGCACUUUCGACAAUGGCUCCAUCCAGCUCUUCAGUGUGGGAGUGAGGGAUUCCGGCUACUAUGUCAUCACCGUGACGGAACGCCUGGGGAGCAGCCAGUUUGGCACCAUCGUGCUGCACGUCUCUGAGAUCCUCUAUGAAGACCUGCACUUUGUCGCUGUCAUCCUUGCUUUUCUCGCUGCUGUGGCCGCAGUGUUAAUCAGCCUCAUGUGGGUUUGUAAUAAGUGUGCAUAUAAAUUUCAGAGGAAGAGAAGACACAAACUCAAAGAAAGCACAACUGAGGAGAUUGAGCUGGAAGAUGUUGAGUGUUAG